Messenger RNA from Rubroshorea leprosula, 634 nucleotides. The record is from the annotation of a GenBank genome assembly. NCBI's taxonomy places the organism in Eukaryota, Viridiplantae, Streptophyta, Magnoliopsida, Malvales, Dipterocarpaceae.
GAUGAAUUUACAGAACAAAAUACGAUUCCCCCAGCGGGUCACAACUAAGCAAGCAGCUCUGCUCUUCAAUGGCGGAACCCAAAACAAAAUACGAUCGCCAGCUUAGGAUUUGGGGUGAACAAGGGCAGGCAGCCCUUGAAAAAGCCAGCAUUUGUUUACUUAAUUGUGGACCUACUGGUUCUGAGACAUUGAAAAAUCUUGUUCUUGGUGGAGUUGGAAGCAUCACUGUUGUUGAUGGAUCUAAAGUUGAAGUGGGGGAUCUUGGAAAUAAUUUCAUGGUGGAUGAAUCAAGUGUUGGACAACCAAAGGCCAAGACUGUUUGUUCAUUUCUACAAGAGCUAAAUGAUGCUGUUAAAGCAAAGUUUAUUGAAGAGCAUCCAGAGACACUUAUUGACACAAAUCCUUCAUUCUUUUCUCAGUUUACUUUGGUUGUAGCUACUCAGCUGGUGGAGGAAUCAAUGGUGAAACUUGAUAGAAUCUGUAGAGAAGCAAAUGUGAUGUUGAUUUUUGCUCGCUCCUAUGGCCUUACUGGUUUAGUUCGAAUCAGUGUGAAGGAACAUACUGUGGUUGAGUCAAAGCCUGAUCACUUUUUAGAUGACCUUCGGCUGAAUAACCCAUGGCCUGAGCUUGUGAG